GUAGUGUCAUAUUGUCCUGCACUCCUCACUUUGGCUGACUGUCACUCUCACUUUGACAUUGUCUACACAAUGAAAGUCUUCAGUUAUCUGUACAAGUAUCUAUACAAAGGACCUGACACUGCCCAUUUCACCAUCAAAGAAGACAUUGAUGCCAAUGAGCCUGUUCCCUUGAAUGAAGUUCAUGAUUAUCAGAAAGGAAGAUAUUUAUCAGCACCAAAAGCAGCCUGGCAAAUCCUCAAUUUU
Suillus subaureus is the source of this 243-nucleotide messenger RNA. RefSeq lists its product as uncharacterized. The annotation marks the transcript as partial. The transcript has a single exon. Lineage: Eukaryota; Fungi; Basidiomycota; Agaricomycetes; Boletales; Suillaceae. The record is from RefSeq and is a predicted model, not a curated record.